Messenger RNA from Histoplasma capsulatum G186AR, 1144 nucleotides. RefSeq lists its product as uncharacterized. NCBI's taxonomy places the organism in Eukaryota, Fungi, Ascomycota, Eurotiomycetes, Onygenales, Ajellomycetaceae. Bases 35 to 1144 code for a protein of 369 amino acids. The record is from RefSeq and is a predicted model, not a curated record. The transcript has 3 exons.
GAGAAGAAAAGAAGAAGAAGCAGAAAAAACAACCAUGAACGACAACCCCGCCAACAAUCACCUCCCUGCAAACUUAACCCCACAGGCCCGUCAAAUGCUCGAAGAUGCGUACGACCGGGUCCUCGAAGCGCGUGCCCUGGUAUUAGCAGCAUCGGAUGUGGCAGAGCAUAUCGAUGCGCAUAUCCGACUAAGAUUUGCGCAAGAGCGCGAGCAGGAGAUCAUAUCAGAGGUUCUUGGCGGGAGUGGGAGUGUUCAGGGGACCGGGACCGGGCCCGAGAGCCGGAGCAGCAGUAGUGAUGACCCUGAUUUUGUUAAUGUGGAGGAGGAGGCGGAUGAGAUCGAGGUUGAUGGGUAUUUUGGCUAUCGAGGAAGUAGCUCCUCUACCGGAAACGCACAGUCGCAGACCCUCUUCGGUUCCGCAGACUUGCCCAUCCAUCCACCGCUGGUCGGACACAUGCGCCUCAAGUCCUACCUGCGCGAACGCCGCCAUGCGUCUCUCAGCGUGCUGACAGAUCAGGAGCUGUUAAUAAACCAUGCCGUGGCCAAUUACGAGACCAUCCCCGAGGCCCGCCGCCGCUUCCAACACCAUUACAUCGGCCUCAACAUGCCGCAAAACUACAUGCACGCCUUCGCCCUCCAGGACAGAAUGCUAGGGCCUAAAAGGACGUCAUCUGGUUCCGCCAGCGACGCCGCCGCCGCCGAUAAAAGUAGAGGUAGAGGCAAAGGCAAGGGCAAAGGCAGGGCCAUGGCUGCAACUUCGACUACUAAUCAUACUGCCUACAACGAAAUCCCACUCCCAGCUACAUCCGCUGCCGCUGCCGCUGCCACAACCACGAGCACCACGACAACAGGUUCGGGCUCGUCUUUACGAACCCAACCCGGGCGCCCCAUAGUUGAUGUUCUGGAAGUCGAUGGCGGGUGGCGGAACAGGAGCGCUGGGGAUGAGGGGUAUGGCCCUGUCCCCUUGCAUGGGUCUGUCGCUUCGUCUUCAUAUGCAGCUAAGGGUGGUGGCGAUGGUGCUAGGAGAGGGAGCAGAAGGGUUGGAAGGGCUACUGCCGCUGAGAGUAGUGGGCAGGGUAGAAGGAGAAGUGCGAGACAUGCGGCACGUGGGGUUGAGGCUGGGGCUGGGGUCGGGAUUGGGUAG